Gopherus evgoodei (Goodes thornscrub tortoise) is the source of this 1136-nucleotide messenger RNA. It is a transcript of the gene SPACA6, whose product is annotated as sperm acrosome associated 6. The transcript is spliced from 8 exons. Lineage: Eukaryota; Metazoa; Chordata; Testudines; Testudinidae. The coding region runs from base 388 to 1041 and encodes 217 amino acids. Gene Ontology annotation, biological process: fusion of sperm to egg plasma membrane involved in single fertilization. The record is from RefSeq and is a predicted model, not a curated record.
GGCGCCGGGGCUGGGCUGGCGAGGGGCUGCGGGUUGGGAUUGAGGGGCACCAGAAGAGCCGAGGGCAGCCCAGAGUAGAGAUAAAUAUCAUGGCCCGGGGGGUCAGGAUUGAGGGGCACUGACAAAAUCCAUCAGAAAUCCCCCACCCCUCCAAAGUUAGCAGCAGCCCAGGCUCUUCCUUCCAGCCCACUCAGCUCACACCCUGGGUGCUCUCCCCUUUUAACCUCUCAGCACCUGCUCUCUUCCUCUGCUCCAGCUGGACGAACGGGGCGGCCAGGCCUGCGCUCCCGUCCUGCCGCCCUGUCUCGCUGCCGGCAGCCGUCUCUGUCCCUGAGACCCUUAACCUGUGAGGGCAGCGCAGAAUUCACAGUUCCCUACCAGGUGGCCAUGCCAGAGGCUGUGGCGCGGAUCCAGCCAGAGCUGGCUCAGCUGAAACCAGCUCCUGCCUGCGUCCCGCCGUGCGGGUACCAGAAAGACGCCCAGGUCUACAAAUGCGCCUCGUGCAGCCGAGUGGAGUGUCAGCUCCCCCUGGACUGUCCAGUGGAGGACAUCUGGAAGAACGAGGGGGAGAGGACGGCUCUGACAUGCAGGGUCCCGUUCCAGACCCCCCCUGACGUCCAGUACAGCUGGAAGUUUGUCAAGGACCUCCGGACUCGAGAUCUCUCCCUCUUCCGGGACCUGCACCCAGGUGCCAGCUCCUCCAUCGUCCUCCGCCCCACGCGGGGCUCGCACCGCGGCACCUACGCCUGCCAGCUAGCCCAGGAUGACGACGUGCUAGCCCGGAACUACUUCUACCUCAAUGUGACUGCCAGCAGCCAGGGGGCAGAGACAGAGCUGCAGGACAUGUUCCGCGCCAUCCUGCAGUCCCCAGUGGGGCGCAGGGCUGAGGGCCGACUUCCUGGGCUCUCGGAGUUGCUGGCUGAACCCGACUCGCUGCACAGGAGGAAUGUGGUGCUGCUGAUGGUGGGGCUGGCGCUGAGCGCCCUGCUGGGCACCCUGCUGCUGGGGGGCGUCUGUCGCUGGGCCAUGGGCCAGCCCUGAUGCACCCGGCCUGGGCCCUGGACUCGCCUCUGCUUCGGCGCCCCGGGACUGGCACCAUCAAUUCUCUAUCAGAAUAAACCCAACUUCCAGCCUGA